AUGAGUCACUUCAUUAGCAUAAACCAUCAGGAACUAGUGACAUUUGAGGACGUGGCUGUGGAUUUCUCCCAGGAGGAGUGGCAGUACCUCAACCUUCCACAGAGGACCCUGUACAGAGACGUGAUGUUGGAGACCUACAGCAACCUGGUCUCUGUGGGGCAGCAGGUUACUAAACCAGACCUCAUCCUCAAGUUGGAGGUAAAAGAAUUCCCGGAAGAAGGAAGAAUCCCAAUUUGGAGCUUUCCAGAAGUCUGCCAAGUUGAUGAACAGAUUGAGAGGCAUCAUCAGGAUGAUCAGCAUAAAUGUCUGUUGAUGCAAGUUGGAUUUCCUGACAAGGAAACAGUUAGAACCAAGAGUGGCCGUGACUGUAAUGAAUUUGGAAACACACUUCAUCUGAGUACAAACCUUGUUGUUUCAAUACAAAGACCCCAUAAAUAUGAACCAUUUGGAAAUAAUAUUGUAGAUAAUUUAGACUUAUUUAGUAGAAGUUCUGCAGAAAAGAAAUAUGAUAGUGGAUGUGCGAAAUUAUUCUUCCAUACUGAGUAUGAGAAAACAAAUCCUGGAGUGAUACCCUAUGGAUAUAAAGAGUGUGGGAAAGCCCUCAGGCGAAAGAAAGGCCUUAGUCUACACCAGAGAAUUAAAAAUGGAGAGAAACCCUUUGAAUGUACUGCAUGUAGGAAAACCUUCAGCAAGAAGUCACACCUCAUUGUACAUUGGAGAACUCAUACAGGAGAGAAACCCUUUGGAUGUACUGAAUGUGGAAAAGCCUUUAGCCAAAAAUCUCAGCUCAUUAUACACCUGAGAACCCAUACAGGAGAGAGACCCUUUGAGUGUCCUGAAUGUGGAAAAGCCUUCAGAGAAAAGUCAACUGUCAUUAUACAUUACAGGACACACACAGGAGAGAAACCUUAUGAAUGUAAUGAAUGUGGAAAAGCUUUCACUCAGAAGUCAAACCUCAUUGUCCAUCAGAAAACCCACACAGGAGAGAAAACCUAUGAAUGCACUAAAUGUGGAGAAUCUUUCAUACAGAAGCUUGAUCUAAUUAUACAUCAUAGUACCCAUACAGGAAAGAAACCCCAUGAAUGUAAUGAGUGUAAGAAAACUUUCAGUGAUAAGUCAACUCUCAUUAUACAUCAGAGAACUCAUACGGGAGAGAAACCACAUAAAUGUACUGAAUGUGGGAAAUCUUUCAAUGAGAAGUCAACCCUUAUUGUGCAUCAAAGAACUCAUACAGGAGAGAAACCAUAUGAAUGUGAUGUGUGUGGAAAAACCUUCGCUCAAAAGUCAAACCUUGGUGUACAUCAGAGAACUCACUCAGGAGAGAAACCCUUUGAAUGUAAUGAAUGUGAGAAAGCCUUUUCUCAGAAAUCCUAUCUCAUGCUACAUCAGAGAGGUCAUACAGGAGAGAAACCCUAUGAGUGCAAUGAAUGUGAAAAAGCAUUUUCCCAGAAAUCAUAUCUUAUUAUACAUCAAAGAACUCAUACAGAAGAAAAACCCUAUAAAUGUAAUGAAUGUGGCAAAGCCUUCAGAGAAAAGUCAAAGCUCAUUAUACAUCAGAGAAUUCAUACAGGAGAGAAACCCUAUGAAUGUCCUGUGUGUUGGAAAGCUUUUAGCCAGAAGUCACAGCUCAUAAUACAUCAGAGAACACACACAGGAGAGAAACCCUAUGCAUGCACUGAGUGUGGCAAAGCUUUCAGAGAAAAAUCAACAUUCACUGUACAUCAAAGAACUCACACUGGAGAGAAACCCUAUAAGUGUAUGGAAUGUGGGAAAGCCUUUACCCAAAAGUCAAACCUUAUUGUACACCAGAGAACCCACACAGGAAAGAAAGCCUAUGUAAGAGGCCACACCCGGAAGUCAAAGCUCAUCGCACAUUAGAAAGUAAAUCAACAGUGUCUGUUUUGGACACUGAAGGAAAGUUGUGUCAAUUUAAUUAACAUUUUAAAAAUAUGUUCAGACUUCUGGUUUAAAUAUGGGGAAUAAAGUUGGCCUUUCUUCUUUUCAUCUCAGUCUUGAUCCAAAAGCUACAGGAGAAAAAGAAGCAGAAGUAUAAUCUCUGUAUCUGACAAAAUUAGGAGACAGCUGAAACCCUGACAAGAGGACUGGCAGAGGAAAUCAAGCACCGGUGCAGGAGAUUUCAGAGAGAGAGAGAGUGCUCAAGGCUGCAGAUGUGAGACAGCACUGGUAAGGACUCUUAGCUGAGGUUCAGGAGCUACCCUGAGGUGCAGAACCAUAAACAACAGAAACAGAGUGCAUGGGCGGGUAGGAGGUAGGAUGCUUCCUAGACCAUUUGCGGUCUGAGGAGAAACAUAGAGUAGCCUCAACAAGGAAUCACUGAGACAAGCCAUAUUUGUAGAGUGUAGUCUGUACUGAUGGGAGCAACAGUUGGGGCGGGGGGUUCUAGGGGAAGAGAACGGGCUUUUCCUUGUGAAGAGCCCCGCAGCUACCCGUUUACUGACUCAGGAGAAGUAAAAUCUGAAAGAACUAACACGUGGGAAAAAAAUCCCAGUUGUUAGAAAAACUGAUCUGCCCAGAAUGUGGCCUGGUUCCUUCCCCACAUGAACCUCCAGCAAAUAGCAAGUCCAGAAAAAACUCUUCUCAUUCAAAGAGGAAUGAUUCAGAAGUAAUCAAAACCACAAAUGCACAUGGUUUUGGAGCCAGAAAUUCCACUCCUAGGAAUGUAUAUACUCACAUGUGUACAAAAUGAUGAACAUACAGAGGUAUUCAUUGAUGCAUUAUUUGUGAAAACAAAAGAUUGGAAGCUAUCUAAAUGACACCACCAGGUUCUGUUUCCUGAAAUUGUGGUAUAUUCACACAGCAUAUUCCUAGGUAGACAAAAUGAAUUAAUAAAGAGAACUUGGAUACCAUUUAUGUAGUGGUGUGGAAUAAUCUCCAAGUUAUGCUCUUAGGUAGGAAAAGUAAGGUACAGGAUAGUGAGUAUGAUCUGCUACCACUUGUACAUAAAAAGGAGAAAAAUGGUAAGUACAUAAUUGGUUGUGUAUGUAUGAAUUAUCUCUGGAAAGAGACACAAGAAGAUGGUAACCCUGAUUACCUCGGGGAAGAGGCAGUGGUGGCAGGGGGGAUGGAAUUGGGAGGGAGAUAACUGUGUAUCCUUUAAUAGCCUUUGAAAAUUGUACUGUGUGGUUGUACUGCCUUUUCAAAAAAUAAAGAAAACAUUUUAAAAAGC
Propithecus coquereli (Coquerel's sifaka) is the source of this 3187-nucleotide messenger RNA. It is a transcript of the gene ZNF182, whose product is annotated as zinc finger protein 182. The record is from RefSeq and is a predicted model, not a curated record. The transcript has 4 exons. Lineage: Eukaryota; Metazoa; Chordata; Mammalia; Primates; Indriidae. Gene Ontology annotation, molecular function: RNA polymerase II cis-regulatory region sequence-specific DNA binding; DNA-binding transcription factor activity, RNA polymerase II-specific. The coding region runs from base 1 to 1878 and encodes 625 amino acids. Gene Ontology annotation, biological process: regulation of transcription by RNA polymerase II; central nervous system development. Gene Ontology annotation, cellular component: nucleus.